AUGCCAGCCCCACCGAGCCGCCCUGCUGCUACUACUGCUGCUGUUGCUGCUGCUGCUGCUGCUGCUGCUGUUGCUCGUGCUACUGCUGCUACUGGUGGAGGUGCUGCUGGGAGUGCUGGAGGUGCUGCUGGUGCUGGAGCUGCUGGAGGUGCUGCUGGGAGUGCUGGAGGUGCUGCUGGUGCUGGAGCUUGUGCACGGCCAGCCGCGCCCGCGUUGCAGCAAGCCAGCCGCGCACGUGCACAGCCAGCCAGUCGCGCACACGCACGGCUGCCCGCCCAGCAGCAACCGCACGCGCAAGCGCAGCUGCGCACAUACCUACACCCGCGCGCGAAGCAGCAGCCGCACGCGCACCUGCACGCAUACCCGCACGCGCAGCAGCAGCCACACGCGCAGCUGCAGCCGCACCCGCAGCUUCUACAGCACGCGCAGCUGCAGCCACACGCACUGCAGCAGCCGCACGCGCACCAUCUCCCGCACGCGCAGCAGUAG
Molecule: messenger RNA, 489 nt
Organism: Closterium sp. Naga37s-1
Lineage: Eukaryota; Viridiplantae; Streptophyta; Zygnematophyceae; Desmidiales; Closteriaceae
Source: the annotation of a GenBank genome assembly